Molecule: messenger RNA, 1266 nt
Organism: Emys orbicularis (European pond turtle)
Lineage: Eukaryota; Metazoa; Chordata; Testudines; Emydidae
Gene: HLX
Product: H2.0 like homeobox
Exons: 4
Coding region: 1-1266 (421 amino acids)
Biological process (GO): regulation of DNA-templated transcription
Molecular function (GO): sequence-specific DNA binding; DNA-binding transcription factor activity, RNA polymerase II-specific
Source: RefSeq, a predicted model, not a curated record
AUGUACACGGCCGGCCUGGCCCCUUUCUACGCCUCGAACUUCAGCCUGUGGUCCGCGGCGUAUUGCUCCGCGUCCGGGCCGGGCGCGGGCGGCUGCUUCCCGCUGGAUCACGCCGUGGUGAAGAAGCCUUCCUUCUGCAUCGCAGAUAUCCUGCACGCCGGGGCGGGGGAGGUGGCGGCGGCCGAGAGCCUGCCCGGAGCGUCUGCCGCCGGCCUGGCCGCUCACUUAGGAGCGGUCCAUCCCCACGCUCCGUUCCACCCCGCUGGCUCCCCGCUCAGACCCACCCCGGUGGUGGCCCCGGACACCCCCGCCGGUUUCCCAGCUAGGCUCUCCCCGCUCUCUGCCGCGUACCCUCACCACCACCACCACCAGCACCGAUCGCCGGGAGCCGCCAGCAGCGGCGGCGGCACCCCCACCCCGGGCCGGCUGCAUGGGAACCCAACGCACAACGGCCCGGCGCCGGCUCCUUCCAGCAAAGAUCUGAAAUUUGGGAUUGAUCGCAUUUUGUCCGCGGAGUUUGACCCCAAAGUCAAGGAAAGCAACACGCUAAGAGAUCUGACCUCCUUAUUAACUACAAGCCGCCAAACUGGGGUUCAUCUCCCCACCUUGCAGCCUUCAGCCGGCCAGUUCUUCGCGUCUCUAGAUCCCAUUAACGAGGCCUCUACUAUUCUGGGUCCCUUAAACACAAACUCAAGGAAUUCAGUUCAGCACCAGUUUCAAGACACUUUUCCAGGUCCUUAUGCAGUUUUAACUAAAGACACAUUGCCUCAAACGUACAAAAGAAAACGUUCCUGGUCCAGAGCUGUGUUUUCCAAUCUACAGAGGAAAGGUUUAGAGAAAAGAUUUGAAAUUCAGAAAUAUGUCACGAAACCGGACAGAAAACAACUUGCAGCGAUGCUGGGACUGACUGAUGCCCAAGUGAAGGUCUGGUUCCAGAACAGGCGCAUGAAAUGGAGACACUCCAAGGAAGCCCAGGCCCAGAAGGAGAAGGAGAAAGAACCUGCCGAGAAGCCCGGCUCGCUGCCCGCCGCCGAGGGGGAGCGGGAGCAGAGCCCCAGCCGCUCGGAAGCGGAGAGCGAGAGCAGCGACUCGGAGUCUCUGGAUAUGACCCCCAGUGACACGGAACGGACUGAGGGCGCCGAUCCGGCCCUGCACCAAACCAGUGUCAUCAAGUCCUCAGGCAGCCCGGACCUGCCUGCAGCACCGCCCCCGCCAGCCGGCUCCGAGAGCCCCGAGCCGCCGCCUGCGCAGCUGGGCGGCCUAUAG